AGCGAGCGAGCGAGAGAGGGGGGGAGAGAGAGAGAGAGAGAGCGAGCGAGAGAGAGGGGGGGAGUGAACGGGCAGCAGCACUGCGCCCUUCACUUUAUCGAUAUCGAUCAGUUUGGUAAUAAAGACAUUUCUAGCCGCCGCGGGGCCGUUGGGCUAGCUCGGGAGCUAGCCGGAGCACCGGGAGCUAACGCCAUGGGACGCAUGUGAAGCAGCCCGGGAGCUAACAGCAGCCUGGCGGAGAAAGAAACAAGGAAGCGGACGGCUAGCUGCGCUACACAGAAGCUAACGUUGGCUAACUGGUGGCUGAUAUUCAUUCUAAUGAGCGACCCAGGAGCAUGCGACCUGAUACGAAGAGGUGAGCCGCAGUGUCCAUGUGUGGCUGACUUGUUCGGGGAUGUCGGGCAGUAAGGCGCUGGGCGGGGGGGCUGGCGGCGGGGCGAGGCGCAGGCGGACUCGGUGCCGGCGCUGCCAGGCCUGCAUGAGGACCGAGUGUGGAGAGUGCCACUUCUGUAAGGACAUGAAGAAGUUCGGAGGGCCCGGCCGGAUGAAGCAGUCCUGCCUGCUGAGACAGUGCACGGCGCCGGUGUUGCCUCACACGGCGGUGUGUUUUGCAUGUGGAGAGGCGGGAAAGGAGGACACGGUGGAAUCGGACGAUGAGAAAUUCAGCCUCUCUCUGAUGGAGUGUACCAUCUGCAACGAGAUCAUCCACCCCAGCUGCCUGAAGAUGGGCAAAGCUGAAGGAAUCAUCAACGACGAGAUCCCAAACUGCUGGGAGUGUCCCAAGUGCCACAAGGAGGGCAAAACCAGUAAGGACCAGGCGGACGGCUCGGGGAAGCGGCGGCUGGAUAACGGGGAGGUGGGACGCUGGAAGCUCACCGAUGACCCGCCCCCGAAGAAGAAAGCCCCGCCCUCCCUGGAGGAGGGGGGGAGGGCGGAUGGGGGGCACAAGAGGAAGAAGGAGAAGGAACUUCCUGCCGACAGUGGGCCCAAGAAGAAGAUGAAAGGUGGCCACGAGAAACGCCUCAAAAAGAAACCCAAACAGGAAGGGGUGGAGUCCAACGGUCCCACCUCGUCCUCAGGGGGCGGAGUUGGAGGUCUUCAGAGCUCCGCCUCCUCUUCCUCUCAGCCGGGGGGAGGCGGCGGGGGAGGAGGGGGAGGCGGAGGGACGUCAAGUGCCGACCAGCGUUCCCAUCACCGAGAGAAAUUAGAGCGCUUCAAGAGGAUGUGUCUACUGGAACGCCGGCCCGAGUCCUCGUCCUCGUCCUCCUCCAGCUCAGAGUCCGACUCCGAGUCCGACUCCGACGACUCACUGAGAGGGGAGCAGGGUGGGGGCUCCUCACCGUCCUCCUCCUCUCCGGCCCCGCCUCCUCCUGUUGUCUACGGAAACAGCAGCGGGGGCCGAGCGGAGCGAGACCGGAGUCGCAGCGAGCGGGAGAGGGAGCGAGAACGAGAACGAGAACGAGUCCGCCGACUCGCCGAACUCGGGUUCAGCGCCAGCGAGGAGUCUGAGGGGGAGGGGGGGCGGGGGGAGGAGGAGGAGCGGGAAGAGGAGCCAGCUGGAGGGGGUGGGGACAAGGCCCGGCGGAGAGAGGCGGGACUACCGCCACGAGGGCGAAAAACAGGGCAGAUAGAUGGAGAGGAUGAGGACACGCCCACCUCUGACAGGACCAGGAAAAACUCCACCUCCCUGCCCCCACCCUCGCCCCUCUCCUCCAAUCAGAUGCCUCCGUCCUCGCAGCAUGAUGGCUUCACGGGGAAGCAGCGCAGCAACGGGCAGGAAGCUCGCAAUGGACGGACACGAGGAGGGACGGGAGGAGGUGGGAGGGAGGGGGGGGAGAAGGAGAACGCCAGCGGAGUUCUGACCAAUCACAGACACGGCGUGGGAGCAGGGGGCGGGGUCAAAGGCAGCGGGAGCCGCAGCAACAAGAUCCGUAGCAACAGUAAAAACCAGACGUCAAAGAACAGCGUGUCCUCCUCCUCUUCCAUCCCCACCUCCAAUGGGGGAGGGGGCGGGGCCAGCGGCCUCAUGAUGUCAGCGAUGGCUGCGUCGCCCUGCUCGCAGCCGUCCCGCCUCGCCCCACGCUCUCAGAUGAUGAAGCGCAGUCCGCCCGCCGUGCCCUCGCCACCCCGACCCGUUCAGAUGGAGCGACACCUGGUCCGGCCGCCGCCCACCUGCCCUGAACCCAGCUGCUUGCCACUGGACUGUGGCUCCGCCCACAUCAUGACCCGCGAUGUCUGGCUGCGAGUCUUCACCUACCUGAGCCACCGAGAGCUGUGCGUCUGCAUGAGGGUGUGUCGCACCUGGAGCCGCUGGUGCUGUGAUAAGAGGCUGUGGACUCAGAUCGACCUGAGCCGGCAGCGCUCCAUCACCCCCCCCAUGUUGAGUGGUAUAAUCCGCCGCCAGCCCGUCUCCCUGAACCUGGGUUAUACCAACAUCUCCAAGAAGCAGCUCAUGUGGCUCAUCAACCGCCUACAAGGUCUGCUGGAGCUGAAUGUGUCUGGCUGUGCGUGGCCGGCCGUCUCUGCUCUGUGUCAGGCCGUCUGUCCCUGUCUGAAGCUGCUGGACCUCAGCAGGGUGGAGGACCUGAAAGACUCUCACCUGAGGGAGCUGCUGGCCCCGCCCCCCGACACCAGGACAGCUCACGGUGAGACCAGAGUGGGGCGGUUCCAGAACGUGACGGAGCUGCGAUUGGCCGGUUUGGACCUGACGGACCUCUCGUCCCGCCUGCUGGUUCGUUACGUUCCUCACCUGUCCCGGUUAGAUCUGAGUCAGUGUGGAAACAUCACCGACCAGACGGUGCACACCCUCACCUCCCCCAUCUCCCCCCUGAGAGAGAGCCUCACCCACAUCAACCUGGCAGGUUGUGUGAAGGUGACCGAUCAGUGUGUUGCGUUGUUGCGACGCUGCAGCUCCCUGCAGUCGGCGGACCUGCGCUCCUGCUGCCUCGUCUCCUCUGAGGCCGGACAGCUGCUCUCCUUCCCCUCCUCCUCCUCCACGUCCUCGUCCUCCUCCGCCGUCGCUGCUUCGUCCUCCUCCUCCUCCUCCACGCCGGCCUCCUCCUCUUCUUCCUCCUGUCCUCCUGAAGACAGAACGCUGCUGAAGAACAGCUAAAGUCCUCCAUGUCAGGUGACACUGCAGUCCAGGUGGCUGACGAGCCCCGCCCCCUCCUGGUUACACUACAGACAGGUGAGGAGGAGCAGGAGGAGGAGAAUGUACUUUGGGAAAGUUGUGGGUAAUAGUUAAAUAGAAACCCUGAGCAUGUACAUAUUUGUUCUCUGUACAAUUUUGGGUGUUUGUAUAUAUCUGUAGUUUACUGUAAAUGACGCCCCCUCCCUGAAAACCUCCUCCCUCCUCUCCUGCCCUCCUCCCUCCUCCUCCCGUCUCCUCCUCCCUCCUGUCCUGCCGUCCUCCCGCUCUUCGACCAAUCACCGCACUGCUCAUCCAGCCCUCAUCAUGUCCAUGUUGGGUUUCUGUGGCUCUGACCGCCAUAUUUAAAACCACCACAGGCUGCAGGGAGGUCGCGGCUACGCUAACAGUUUCCCUCUGCUUCCAGUCUUUGUGCUAAGCUAAGCUAACCACAGCCGUCUGUUGAUCCAGCAAACCGGAGUCAGGCUUGUCCAGAGACGAUUCCAAUAAAGUUUAUUCAAGCAGAGCGCCACUAUCGACGGUAACCAGCUGAUUUUCUUCAUCGCCUCCAUCAUGUUUUCUGUCAGACAGCAGAAAUCUCCCGUUAGCAGCUGCAGCUAACAACGGUUGUCACUAUUGAUCAAGAAUCAAGAAUUCCUCUUCAUGUUAGAGACGCUGGAAACAUUGCUGGACUUGUGUUUUUAAGAUGACAAUCCACCACAACUAAUGAUCCGGUCCAGUAGCCCAUAUUUAAUUUAGCGUCCUCACACAGAAAUCCGCUGACUGUUCUCUAAAUUCAUUCAUUAAUCGUGUCCGACCUGUUGGAAGAUGAAACGAUGUCGCCGACACGGUGAAGUAGUUUGUCUUCCAAAACUACAACAUGUUUAAUUCACCGAUGUGAUGUUGAAACAGCUGGAAGGACAACUGAUCUUCUGUUGAUCCACCGACAGAUUCAUCGGCUCGUCAGGCUGAGUUGAUUCUCUGAGCUACAGUCGGAUUAUUCAGGCCGUGAACCUCCGGCAGCAAACCUCAAGCACAGAUUCAAUGCUGUCAGUGCUUCAGGUCUGAUCUGAACACAAACAUGAACUGUUUCAGAGUCUGGACACGAGCAACUGUAAACUGGAGGAAUCAUUUCACUAUUAAAUCUCCCACGUGAUCAUCUGGAUCACAUGUUCUGACAGUAGAUCUGAGCUGGACAUGUUAGCGGGUGGCUUCAGACCAGCCACUCCCUUCCAGUCUUUGUGCUGAGCUAGGCUAAGCUAGGCUAAGCUAGGCUAGGCUAACCAGCUCCAAACUGACUCCAUCUUGUCUAAAAUGCGGGACUGUUCCUUUAAACGCUGCAGUUAGUUUGUUUCCUCGGCAGGUGAACUUUGGUCAGGUGUGUGUGUGUGUGUGUGUGUGUGUGUGUGUGUGUGUGUGUGUGUGUGUGUGUGUGUGUGUGUGUGUGUGUGUGUGUGUGUGUGUGUGUGUGUGUGUGUGUGUGUGUGUGUGUGUGUGUGUGUGUGUGUGUGUGUGUGUGUGAGCCUCGAUGUCUCCACAUUCGCCUCAAUCACUCCUCUUUGAUUUUCUACAUGGUGUGUUUUCUCAGGAGUAUUUUGUGUUUUUUGUUUUCUUUGAGGUUUAAUUUAUUUUCCACAUUCCUGAUAGUUUUCUGCUCAUUCUCACUCCUUCGUUGUUUUUCUACGUCCUGAACGUUGUUGAUUAAACUUAAUGUGUGUUCUACUGAAGCCCGUUUCUGUCUGGAAAAGAAGAAAACAUGGACAAUAAGUAAUAAGAUGUGAGUCAACGCUGAGAUAAAUUGAGAUCAGGAGGUUUUCUUACUUAAAGAUUUAAUCUUGAGGUCAUGAUAACCUGUCUUUACUCUCUCAUGAUCUUGAUUUACCUCAUAAUCUGGAUUUACUGCCUCAAAGUCUGGAUUUAUUUCAGAAUCUAGAGUUACUAUAGUCUUUAAGUCACUAUGUCACAAUUCUGAUUCAUAACCUUCAUGUAAUUUAAUCACAAUAACCUCGACUUGUCCAGUAAUCUAGAUUUACUGCCAUGAAAUCUCAAAUUCAUGUCAGAAUCUGGAUUUACUGUAAUGAUCUUGACUUUUUCUCUAAUCUUGGAUAUAGUUUAUCAUAAUGCUAGUUCAUGUUUUAGAAUCUCGAUUUGUCUCAUAAUCUGGAUUUAUUUUAUAAUGUUGGAUUUGUAAGUUUGGUUUAGUUUAUCAAAUCCCAUAAUUUACCAACCUAAAGCUCGACUUAUUUCCUUGAUUUAGUUUAUCAAAACAUUAAUUUACCAAAUCAGAAUCGAAGACUUUUUUGAAAUCUGGACUUAUUUUAUAGUCUUGACUUUUGUCCCAUAAUCUGGAUUUACUGUCUUGAAAUUUUGACUUAUUACAUCGGGAUAGUUUGUCAUGUUCUUAGUUUACUAUAUCAGAAUCUUGAUGUCCUGCUUUUAUUUCCAAUCGGAUGAUUUUGAUUGAUCAGAAUCUGGGAUUUAUAAUGUUGAUUUAGGUUGUUCAUGAUUUCAAUUUACAUGAUCAGAAUCUGGAUUUGUCUCAAAGUCUUGAUUUAUAUCUUGUCCAGAAAUAUUGACUGUUGUGAUCUAGAUUUAUCUCAUCAGAAUCUAGAUAUUCUGUCUGCUCAUCUUGUUUUCAUAUCAGAUAAUCGUGACUCAUCAGGGUUUAGAUUAUUACUCUCUCAUAAUCAUGACUUCAGGUUUUAUAUCCUGAGUUGUCUCAACAUAUCUGAUUUAUAGACUUCAUGGUUGUGAUGGAGUAAAUCUAAUGCUUCCCAUAAUAUUGAUUUCUCGUAAUCUCGACUCACCAUCUUCUAAUUUAAUUUAGAGUCUACUAUUUCAGAUUUAGUCCGUUUUAAUCCUGAUUUACGGAUCCUGUUUUCUUCUUUUCUUGGCUGAAAUGGGCUUCUGUGGUUUCUCAGGGGCUUCACUUGUGAAAACUGUCUGAAUUUCCUGUCAGUUAUUGUUAAAACUAAGUUAUUCUUUUAGAGUUUCACGUGAAAACAGUAAAUCUUUGUCUGCAGAUUUAAAUCCAAACUUUCAUAAGUGAUGUUUCUGACGUGGUGGAGAGUCUUCAUGUCUUCUGUUGUUUUUCUUCAUGUAUGUGAACUCGGCUGCCAUCAUGUGAGGCAGCAGCACUGAGGGGGUGGGACAUGUUCUGUUCAGGUUCUGUUCAUGUUCUGUGUUUUAUCAUGUUCACGACCACAUCAAGCACAUCAGCCUACAGUCACCAGUAAUCACUAUUAGUUCCGUCUUACUGCCUUGUUCUGCUUACCAUGUUGGUUAGCUUCCGCUAAGUUAGCUGCACAGCGUCCUGUUAGCCUCAUCGCUCCAUAUCAGCUAACAGGUGCGAUUGUCAGUUUCAGGUGUUCACUUUCUGCACUGUUCUCAACCUGAAGAACAAACAUGUGAAACAGAGUCAACUGUUGAAGUCACGGCGACAGAACAAGCAGCCAUUUUCUCUGGCUAGCCAGCAGUAGCUAGAAAGCUAACCACACUUUGUUCUUGUGGUUCUAGUGGUCAUUUCCCCCACUUUAGCUCCGCAUUGACAGCAAGUUGUGUAAUUAGCCUUUUAGCAAGCUGAGGUAACAUGCUAACACUGAUUAGCGUUAGCGCAGGUCUGCAAAUCAGUCAGGAAAACAAAAACUGAAAAAAAAGUCGAUUAUAUUAUGUUGAGAAAAUUAGCAGGAGAUUGCCAUCCCCAGCUAUGUUAACAUUAGCUUAUUAAUAAAAUUAAGCAACAAGCUAACUCUGGCUUGAUCCAUGUUGGUUUGCUUUUUCCACAUUAGCUUCAUGGUACCAUGUUGGCUUCAUUGCUACAUGUGACUUAGCUGGUUUCAGGUUUCCACUCAGAUACCCAAAAAAUGCAAAAAUGAAAAUUUAAAAAAUUAACUCCAGACUACUCGUUUUCCAAGCUAGCUAACUUAUGUUAGCCUGCUAGAUGGAGAUUGUUAACAGUUUGCUUUAGGCUCAACUGAAAAGUGGAUUUAUUUAGUCGAGUGAAAAUUAAGUAAACCAAGAGCAUCGUUCUCAGACAUUAUUAAGUGAAAUUUGGCAAAUUCUGUUUUCAGCUGCUAACAUGUAGCUCACAUUAGCGAGCUUGAACAACGAGCUAACUCUGGCUUGAUCCAUGCUGGUUAGCUUUUUUGACAUUAGCUUCUUGGUACCAUGUUAGUUAGUGGUUUCUGUGUUCCACUGAGAGAACAUAAAGUUCAUGAAAUGGGACCAAAAAUGAAUAUUUUCUGGGAAAUAUGGAGGCAGGAGGAGCUAGCGUUAGCUUCUGACAGGGGCUAAAGUUUUGUCUUGGACUGAGAUUAAAAGUCCAUUUUCUGUUUAGGAGUGAAAAUUAAAGUAAAUGUGAUCAACGUUCUCAUGAUUUAUCAAGAAAAAUUCAGUUUUCGUGUCUUGUUUCUAAUUUGCUGCUUGUGUUUGGUUUUAACUGGCUGUAAAUCUAAAUGUUUGAGCUGCUGUGACUGAAUCUCAUGUUUGGAGGUUUUUCACAGUGAACUGGUAAAAGGUGAAUCAGUGAAAUUACUGUCAGUUGCAGCUGCUCUUUUAUCUGAGUGAAUUUUGCAGCACUGCGUUGUUUUGCUGCAACUUCGAGGUGAAUUAAAGUAUUAUAGGAGCUGUUGCCAUGACGCCCUGUUGUGCCAUAAACGCACCAGAUCAACUGUUGACGUGUGAAUGGUCAUUUUUUUAUACUUUAUUUUUGUAUUUGUUGUGAUUUUGAUGUUUUUUACUGUAUUGUGGUGGCGACGCCUCACAUGCUCUGUUCAUGAUGCUUCAAAGUUCACCCAGCAACAAGUGAGGAGUUCAGAUCUGAUUGGACAAUAAUCCCUGAAAGCUCUUAUCCAAUCAGACGGCCGGACACGUCUCACCUGCUCCUCAGUCUUAGUAAAGCUGAAUCUCUUUGUCAAUGUUUUAAAGAUGCACUGGAUCAUCGUCUUCAUCACCUUCAUCCUCACCGUUUGCCAAAUGUAGUUUUUUGUUGUGAAAUGGGGCAUUUUAUCCUGUUUUUCUUUGUGUUUGGUUCUUUUUUAUACUUUGUCCAUGAUUCUUCCAUUGUGUUGAUGAUGAAAAAAUGAGGAAGAAGUUGGAACAAACAAUAAAAAGAGACACAAAAAGACCAACUCAAGGCAGCUACGUAUGAGUGACUACUGUAAAAUGACUAAUAAAGAAGCAAUGGGUUUGUUUUUA
This is a messenger RNA of Amphiprion ocellaris (clown anemonefish), 8323 nucleotides long. RefSeq lists its product as uncharacterized. The transcript is spliced from 11 exons. Gene Ontology annotation, biological process: regulation of transcription by RNA polymerase II; protein demethylation. NCBI's taxonomy places the organism in Eukaryota, Metazoa, Chordata, Actinopteri, Pomacentridae. The record is from RefSeq and is a predicted model, not a curated record. Bases 395 to 3112 code for a protein of 905 amino acids. Gene Ontology annotation, molecular function: protein binding; zinc ion binding; DNA binding.